AUGAAUACAUUAAGUUCUAAUCCUAGAAAAACAAUGUUUUACGCAGCUGCUUAAAGUUUAUUAUUAUAAUAUCUUAGAUAUGUUAAAUUCUCAUCAAUCUUCAAUGGAGAACUUAAAAAGCAGCUUAUUUUAAUUAGCCAUAUAUCCAUCAAGCCAUCAAAAGGAUUAAUUAAAUUUAUCGUUAAAUAAUAAUUCUGAUAGAGCAUAAGCAAACUAUUCCCUUCCAAGAAGAAGCAAUUUAUUUUAAAAUGAUAGAGAUCGAUCUUUAUCAUACAAAUAAAAUAUUUCAAUGGAAUAAAAUGGAUCAGUCGAAAAAUUAUAAAAUGCUUAUAAUAUUAAAGGACAUUUUUAAUUGAUGAAUGAAGAUCCCAAUUAAUUAAUACAAAAAGAAUAAAGAAAAUAAGAGUAUAUGAUUCUAUUAUGUGUAAAUAGAUUAAAAGAAUAUUUAUUAAAAUAAAUUGAAGAAAAGAAGAAGUUGCAGAAAUUAGAAUAGGAUAGAAAAAGAAUAGAAGAUGCUAAAGCUGAAUAGCUUGUAUAAAAACAAUUAGAAGAAAUUAGAGCCAGACAAUAUUCUAAAUUCGAAAAUUCAAAUAUUUAAUAACAAUAAGGUAGUAUUUGGUUGAUAUAUUAUUAUAUAAGAAAUAUCCAGUAUAAUCAUCAUAAACAAAGGCAAUUUAAUAAUAAUCGGUUUCUCCUCAAAGAGAAGGCAUUUUUAUGCAAAUUUACAAAUAAUAACAAUAAAAUUUAGUCUCAUAACAAACAGAUAUUCUUGAAAAAAUUAAUCAUCUCCAAGUAAAUAUAUAUUAAUUAAAUUUAGAAUGAUAUAAAGUCUUUACAAUAUACAUAAUAAUAAUAAAAUGAUGUUAAUUAUGUAAGAAAUAAUAUUAAAUCAAUGAUGAAGAAAUAAAAUAAAAUUAAUCCACAGCAAAUUAAUAAAAUUAAAAAAAAAGAUUUUACAUAACUGAAUGAAAGAUAAUUAGAUUGUGAAACAAUCUUUAUUCCAGCAAAUUAAAAGUUAAACACAGAUAUUGAUACUUAUUAAUAUAAUGGAAAUGCUAUUUAAGAUGUAGAUAAAUCAAUAAAUAGUUUGAAUUAAAACAGCAUCUUAUAAAAUUAACUACAUUUAAAUAAUAUGUCUACAAUUAGUAAUUAAGACAAUAGCAAUUCUUAAUAGUAAACCAUCAAUGUUUAAAGUAAUCAAAUAGUAAACCAUUCAAGGUUAACUAUAAGUUAAUUAUCUUCAAGAAAUAGAUCAUUUUCAAAUGAAAAAUAAAAUUAAAAUGAUAUAAUAAAAAAUGAUAAUAAUAUUAUUGAAGAUACAAAGAUUGUACAAAAACAAUAAAAAGUAAGAUUUAUUUUAACAUAAGCCAAAAUAAAAUAAUGUUUAAUUAAAACUACCUCAUAGAACAACAAUGUUGAUGUAAAUACCUUCAAAAAAGUAAAUUUAUUUAAAAUAUUUAAUUAGUUAAAUUUAGACUUAAAAAUAGGAAGAGCCAAAGUCAUCCUAAAGAAAUUGA
Paramecium sonneborni is the source of this 1517-nucleotide messenger RNA. The record is from the annotation of a GenBank genome assembly. Lineage: Eukaryota; Ciliophora; Oligohymenophorea; Peniculida; Parameciidae.